Lottia gigantea (owl limpet) is the source of this 528-nucleotide messenger RNA. RefSeq lists its product as hypothetical. The coding region runs from base 1 to 528 and encodes 175 amino acids. The record is from RefSeq and is a predicted model, not a curated record. NCBI's taxonomy places the organism in Eukaryota, Metazoa, Mollusca, Gastropoda, Lottiidae. The transcript is spliced from 2 exons.
AUGUCAAUGAUAAUUGCUCAAACUCCUAAAACAUACUUUGGUUCUGACAUUCAAAAAUCAUUAGGUUCUCUUCCCGGAUUUCCUUGGGCAAAAUACCCUGGAGAAAAACAUCUCCCCGGUGAUUAUUAUACUGGUCCAGGUACAAGGUUAGAUCUGCGAUUAGACCAAAAUGUUAAACCAAAACCAGGUGAAGAACCCGUCAAUAGAGUUGAUGCCUCUGCACCUAAACAUGUCUCAGACUGGAUACCCGAUGUUGGCGAUGGGCGUGUUUUAAUAGAACCGGUAAGAAAUGUUCCAAAUGAUGCAGUUGAAGCUAGAAUGAGAGCUAUUGCUCGAAACACAAUAGAAAGAGUAGAACGAGCUGGUAAUCACGGAUUUGAAAAACGAGUACUUCAGUACAAUAAUGUUGUUGAAAAUAAUAGGUGGGGUAAUUACGUAAAUUGGAAGUUAUAUCCUUUAUUCGGUCUGUUGGAACACAGAAAAGUUUCCGUAGGAUUACCAUAUAAAAUGCAUCUACAAAGAUCAUGA